AUGGCCCGCUACGCCGCCGUCGUGCUGCUUGUCCUGGCCCUGGUGGCCGGCAGCGCCUCUGCCAACAGGGCCCUCAAGGGUGACCCAGCUGCCAAGGCCAAGACCACUACCAUCACCAGCUCCCUGGCUGGCGCCCCCGCUGCCCAGUUCAGCACCCUGCUGGCGGCCGUCAAGGCGGCUGGCCUGGCUGACGCCCUGAACAAGCCCGACCUGGCCCUGACCAUCUUUGCCCCCACCAACGCUGCGUUCGCCAAGCUGAUCACUGCCCUCAAGACUACCCCCGAGAAGCUGCUGGCUGACAAGGCCCUGCUGACCAAGGUGCUCUCCUACCACGUGGUGCCCGUUGGUGCGGCCAAGUCCACCUCCCUGAAGAACGGCCAGAAGUGGGCCACCCUCCUCAAGGGCCAGGACCUGACCGUCGACCUCUCCAAGGCUGGCACCGUCGUCAUCAAGGGCGCUACCAACUCCGCCACCGUUGUCGCCGCUGAUGUGCCCGCUGGCAAGUCCAUCGUCCACGUCAUCGACACCGUGCUGGUGCCCAAGUAA
Molecule: messenger RNA, 546 nt
Organism: Monoraphidium neglectum
Lineage: Eukaryota; Viridiplantae; Chlorophyta; Chlorophyceae; Sphaeropleales; Selenastraceae
Product: fasciclin-like protein
Exons: 7
Coding region: 1-546 (181 amino acids)
Source: RefSeq, a predicted model, not a curated record